AUGUCCCAGAAACUAAUAACAUUGCUCUUGCUCUCUAUCGUCUUUCGGGUUUUCUUUGCUCUACAAAAUUCAUAUAUUCAUCCUGAUGAACAUUUUCAAAACUUUCAGGUUUUGUCAAUCAUACAUAUGAAUCACAAUAAUUCUUCAUUGCCCUGGGAAUUCACUUCACCAAAUCCUGCUAGAAGUUUUGUGCCUCUUUAUUUAUUCUAUUCUCCAAUUUUUAAAAUUUUAAAUUUCUUAGAUGAAAAAUAUAAUAUUACUUUGUCAAAUCCAUUGAAAAUUUUAUAUCUAUUCAGAAUAUGGUUUAUGCUUUUAUCAUGGAUUAUAAUUGAUUACUCGUUGAUCAAAUUAUCUUUAUUCUUUGAAUAUACAAAUACAGAAUUUGAUCAACAAAAACCAAAGGCUGAAGAUUCAAAAAAUAAGCAAAAACACGAAUUUCAACUCAAAAACAACUUGAAAAUAAUUUUAUUUACAUAUUCGUCCUACGUUAUUUGGAUUUAUCAGUCUCAUUCCUUUUCGAAUAGUUUAGAAACUUUGAUAUUAUUACCAUGCCUUGUUAUUUUGAAUUACUUAAAAAUUCAAAUUGAUAUUUAUGAAAAAUUAAAGACUAGCUCAAAUUUUAUACUUCUAAAAAAAAAAGUAUCAAAUUACUAUCUUCAUCUUAUUGUUUUAGCUGUUUUAAUACCAAUUGGUAUAUUUAAUAGGAUAACUUUUCCUGCUUUUAUUUUAUUCAAUUUAUAUUAUUUAUUGAAAUUUUUUAUUGUGUUCAAGAAGUUCACAUCUUUUUUGGUUUUCACUCUAACUCUUAUAAUAACGACAUUUUGGUUUAUUAAAAUUGAUACAGAUAGUUUUCUUUCAUUGGAAAAUCAAUUGAGUGAUAGAUCCAUACACUAUAAUAUCGCCCCAAUUUAUCAAUUGAUAAAUAAGUCUUUUGAUUUUUUUAUUCCUGAUAACCAGUAUUUGAAUUUUAAGUAUUUUUCACUACUUAAAAAUUAUGCUCUUCAAUCGGGGAAGUUAUCACCAAUUAUAACUUAUAUUGACAAAGAAAUAUUAAAUAAGAAUUUAAUUAUUACUCCACUAAACAAUAUAAUUUAUAACAUUAAUUCUUCAAAUCUUUCACAGCAUGGACUACAUAACAAGUUUACUCAUAUAACAGUAAACUCGAUACAUUUAUUGGGACCCUUUUAUUUUAUUUUUAUUUCAAAUUUUUAUCAAUUUUUGAAAUUUCUCAUUUUAAAAAAUAAGACUUCAGAUUUUGAUAAAGAUCGUUUUGAGAAGACAAAAGUCAUAUAUUUGACUAUACUUUCAAGUCUAUUAAUUUUAUCGAUAAUUCCACAUCAAGAGGCAAGGUUUUUGGUUCCAAUUUUCCCAUUAAUGAUUUCAGCUUUAAAUUUUGAUUCAUUUAUUGAAAAAAAAAUUCAAAAAAAUAGUACAAAAAGUAAAAAAAUUAAAUACCCUAAAAACAAAUUAUUAAAUGUUAUUAUUAAUGUAUGGUAUUUAUUUAAUAUACUUUUUGGUGUAUUAAUGGGAAUAUUCCAUCAGGGAGGAGUAAUAACAGCAUUAAAUUAUCUUCAUGAAACUCAUUUAGAGCUAGAACGUAAUAUACCAAUUAUAAGCAUUUGGUGGAGGACAUAUUCACCUCCAGAUUGGUUAUUGGGAGAUAAAAGUUUGAAUGUUUUAAAAUAUGAUGAUUUAAUUUUUGAUAAAAAUAAUGAUGCAUACAUUGAUAACUUGGAAGAAAUUUUAAAGUUUGACUAUUUAAAUUUGAUUGAAAAUUCCAAGAAAAAUGUGUUAAUUGAUAUAAUGAGCAUGGAAUUAGAAAAAAUUGAUAAAAUUUUUGAUUCAAUAUUGAAAAUCAAAAAUGAAGUCAAUAUCAGAAAUACUAUUGCUGAUAAUAAUAAAACAGAUGAGUCUAAAGACUUUAGAUUAUUAUUUGUUAGUCCAAUUAUGUCAUAUGAAACAGUUUUGAAGAAAUAUCAAUUUAGUAGUAGUUUUGAGUUUAAUGAAACAUGGAGGGAUUAUUUUCAUUUAGAUCUUGACCAUUUGGAUAUGGGCAUGAAAAAUCAGGAAGGUGAAGAUCAAAAUCAAAAUCAAAAUCAAAAUCAAAAUCAAAAUCAAAAUCAAAAUCAAAAUCAAAAUCAAAAUCAAAAUCAAAAUCAAAAUCAAAAUGAUUUGCUUGAAUGA
Messenger RNA from Ascoidea rubescens DSM 1968, 2184 nucleotides. RefSeq names its product glycosylphosphatidylinositol-alpha 1,2 mannosyltransferase (gene SMP3). Gene Ontology annotation, molecular function: alpha-1,2-mannosyltransferase activity. NCBI's taxonomy places the organism in Eukaryota, Fungi, Ascomycota, Saccharomycetes, Ascoideales, Ascoideaceae. Gene Ontology annotation, cellular component: endoplasmic reticulum membrane. Gene Ontology annotation, biological process: GPI anchor biosynthetic process. The transcript has 2 exons. The record is from RefSeq and is a predicted model, not a curated record. Bases 1 to 2184 code for a protein of 727 amino acids.